AUGUUUCUGUAUUCGACCCGUGUGACCCUGACCCUGACCUGUGUGACCCUGACCUGUGUGACCCUGACCCUGACCUGUGUGACCCUGACCCUGACCUGUGUGACCCUGACCCUGACCUGUGUGACCCUGACCUGUGUGACCCUGACCUGUGUGACCCUGACCUGUGUGACCCUGACCCUGACCUGUGUGACCCUGACCCGUGUGACCCUGACCCUGACCUGUGUGACCCUGACCCUGACCCUGACCUGUGUGACCCUGACCCCUGUGACCCUGACCUGUGUGACCCUGACCUGUGUGACCCUGACCUGUGUGACCCUGACCCUGACCUGUGUGACCCUGACCUGUGUGACCCGCGUGACCCUGACCCUGACCUGUGUGACCCUGACCCCUGUGACCCUGACCUGUGUGACCCUGACCCUGACCUGUGUGACCCUGACCCUGACCUGUGUGACCCUGACCCUGACCUGUGUGACCCUGACCUCUGUGACCCUGACCCGUGUGACCCUGACCCUGACCUGUGUGACCCUGACCCUGACCCUGACCUGUGUGACCCUGACCCUGACCUGUGUGACCCUGACCCUGACCUGUGUGACCCUGACCCUGACCUGUGUGACCCUGACCUGUGUGACCCUGACCUGUGUGACCCUGACCUGUGUGACCCUGACCCUGACCUGUGUGACCCUGACCCUGACCCUGACCUGUGUGACCCUGACCUGUGUGACCCUGACCUGUGUGACCCUGACCUGUGUGACCCUGACCCUGACCCUGACCUGUGUGACCCUGACCCUGACCUGUGUGACCCUGACCCUGACCUGUGUGACCCUGACCUGUGUGACCCUGACCUGUGUGACCCUGACCUGUGUGACCCUGACCUGUGUGACCCUGACCUGUGUGACCCUGACCCUGACCUGUGUGACCCUGACCUGUGUGACCCUGACCCUGACCUGUGUGACCCUGACCUGUGUGACCCGCGUGACCCUGACCCUGACCUGUGUGACCCUGACCUGUGUGACCCUGACCCUGACCUGUCUUCGAGCCGAGCGUUUCUCUCUGCACCGGUCCACAGGCGAGCUGAGAAGCUCCGCCCCCCUGCUCCACGCCGACCGCCACGAGUACCACCUGACCGCAACCGCCACGGACCACGGCCGCCCCCGACUCAGCUCCUCCUGCCAGCUGCUCAUACAGGUACAGACUACAGGUACAGACUACAGGUACAGACUACAGGUACAGACUACAGGUACAGACUACAGGUACAGACUACAGGUACAGACUACAGGUACAGACUACAGGUGCAGACUACAGGUACAGACUACAGGUACAGACCACAGGUGCAGACUACAGGUACAGACUACAGGUGCAGACUACAGGUACAGACUACAGGUACAGACUACAGGUACAGACUACAGGUACAGACUACAGGUACAGACUACAGGUGCAGACUACAGGUACAGACUACAGGUACAGACUACAGGUACAGACCACAGGUACAGACUACAGGUACAGACUACAGGUACAGACUACAGGUACAGACUACAGGUGCAGACUACAGGUACAGACUACAGGUGCAGACUACAGGUACAGACUACAGGUGCAGACUACAGGUGCAGACUACAGGUGCAGACCACAGGUACAGACUACAGGUACAGACUACAGGUGCAGACUACAGGUACAGACUACAGGUGCAGACUACAGGUACAGACUACAGGUACAGACUACAGGUACAGACUACAGGUGCAGACUACAGGUACAGACUACAGGUACAGACCACAGGUACAGACCACAGGUACAGACUACAGGUGCAGACUACAGGUACAGACUACAGGUGCAGACUACAGGUACAGACUACAGGUGCAGACUACAGGUACAGACCACAGGUGCAGACUACAGGUACAGACUACAGGUGCAGACUACAGGUACAGACUACAGGUGCAGACUACAGGUGCAGACUACAGGUACAGACCACAGGUACAGACUACAGGUACAGACUACAGGUGCAGACUACAGGUACAGACUACAGGUACAGACCACAGGUGCAGACUACAGGUGCAGACUACAGGUGCAGACUACAGGUGCAGACUACAGGUGCAGACUACAGGUACAGACCACAGGUGCAGACUACAGGUACAGACUACAGGUGCAGACUACAGGUGCAGACUACAGGUACAGACCACAGGUACAGACUACAGGUGCAGACUACAGGUACAGACUACAGGUGCAGACUACAGGUACAGACCACAGGUGCAGACUACAGGUACAGACUACAGGUGCAGACUACAGGUGCAGACUACAGGUACAGACCACAGGUGCAGACUACAGGUACAGACUACAGGUGCAGACUACAGGUGCAGACUACAGGUACAGACCACAGGUACAGACUACAGAUACAGACCAGCGGUACAGACUACAGGUACAGACUACAGGUACAGACUACAGGUGCAGACUACAGGUGCAGACUACAGGUACAGACUACAGGUACAGAAUACAGGUACAGACUACAGGUACAGACCACAGGUGCAGACUACAGGUGCAGACUACAGGUACAGACCACAGGUGCAGACUACAGGUACAGACUACAGGUGCAGACUACAGGUGCAGACUACAGGUACAGACCACAGGUGCAGACUACAGGUACAGACUACAGGUGCAGACUACAGGUACAGACUACAGGUACAGACUACAGGUACAGACUACAGGUGCAGACUACAGGUGCAGACUACAGGUGCAGACUACAGGUGCAGACUACAGGUACAGACUACAGGUGCAGACUACAGGUGCAGACUACAGGUACAGACCACAGGUACAGACUACAGGUGCAGACUACAGGUACAGACUACAGGUACAGACCACAGGUACAGACCACAGGUGCAGACUACAGGUACAGACCACAGGUGCAGACUACAGGUACAGACUACAGGUGCAGACUACAGGUGCAGACUACAGGUACAGACCACAGGUGCAGACUACAGGUACAGACUACAGGUGCAGACUACAGGUACAGACUACAGGUGCAGACUACAGGUACAGACUACAGGUACAGACUACAGGUACAGACUACAGGUGCAGACUACAGGUACAGACUACAGGUACAGACUACAGGUACAGACCACAGGUGCAGACUACAGGUACAGACUACAGGUACAGACCACAGGUGCAGACUACAGGUGCAGACUACAGGUGCAGACUACAGGUACAGACCACAGGUGCAGACUACAGGUACAGACCACAGGUGCAGACUACAGGUACAGACUACAGAUACAGACCAGCGGUACAGACCACAGGUACAGACUACAGGUGCAGACUACAGGUACAGACUACAGGUACAGACUACAGGUGCAGACUACAGGUACAGACCACAGGUGCAGACUACAGGUACAGACUACAGGUACAGACCACAGGUGCAGACUACAGGUGCAGACUACAGGUGCAGACUACAGGUACAGACCACAGGUGCAGACUACAGGUACAGACUACAGGUGCAGACUACAGGUACAGACUACAGGUGCAGACUACAGGUACAGACCACAGGUGCAGACUACAGGUGCAGACUACAGGUACAGACUACAGGUGCAGACUACAGGUACAGACUACAGGUGCAGACUACAGGUACAGACCACAGGUACAGACUACAGGUGCAGACUACAGGUACAGACCACAGGUGCAGACUACAGGUACAGACCACAGGUACAGACUACAGGUGCAGACUACAGGUACAGACCACAGGUACAGACUACAGGUGCAGACUACAGGUACAGACUACAGGUACAGACUACAGGUGCAGACUACAGGUACAGACUACAGGUACAGACUACAGGUACAGACUACAGGUGCAGACUACAGGUACAGACUACAGGUGCAGACUACAGGUACAGACUACAGGUGCAGACUACAGGUACAGACCACAGGUACAGACUACAGGUGCAGACUACAGGUGCAGACUACAGGUACAGACUACAGGUACAGACCACAGGUGCAGACUACAGGUACAGACUACAGGUGCAGACUACAGGUACAGACUACAGGUACAGACUACAGGUACAGACUACAGGUGCAGACUACAGGUACAGACCACAGGUACAGACUACAGGUGCAGACUACAGGUGCAGACUACAGGUACAGACUACAGGUACAGACCACAGGUGCAGACUACAGGUACAGACUACAGGUGCAGACUACAGGUACAGACUACAGGUACAGACUACAGGUACAGACUACAGGUACAGACUACAGGUGCAGACUACAGGUGCAGACUACAGGUGCAGACUACAGGUACAGACUACAGGUGCAGACUACAGGUACAGACUACAGGUGCAGACUACAGGUACAGACUACAGGUGCAGACUACAGGUGCAGACUACAGGUACAGACUACAGGUACAGACUACAGGUACAGACUACAGGUACAGACUACAGGUGCAGACUACAGGUACAGACUACAGGUGCAGACUACAGGUACAGACUACAGGUGCAGACUACAGGUACAGACUACAGGUGCAGACUACAGGUACAGACUACAGGUGCAGACUACAGGUACAGACUACAGGUGUACAGACUACAGGUGCAGACUACAGGUACAGACUACAGGUACAGACUACAGGUACAGACUACAGGUACAGACUACAGGUACAGACUACAGGUGCAGACUACAGGUACAGACUACAGGUACAGACUACAGGUGCAGACUACAGGUGCAGACUACAGGUACAGACUACAGGUACAGACUACAGGUACAGACUACAGGUACAGACCACAGGUACAGACCACAGGUACAGACCACAGGUACAGACUACAGGUACAGACUACAGGUACAGACUACAGGUGCAGACUACAGGUGCAGACUACAGGUACAGACUACAGGUACAGACUACAGGUGCAGACUACAGGUACAGACCACAGGUACAGACUACAGGUACAGACCACAGGUACAGACCACAGGUGCAGACUACAGGUACAGACUACAGGUGCAGACUACAGGUACAGACCACAGGUACAGACUACAGGUACAGACCACAGGUACAGACUACAGGUACAGACUACAGGUACAGACUACAGGUGCAGACUACAGGUGCAGACUACAGGUACAGACUACAGGUACAGACCACAGGUACAGACUACAGGUACAGACUACAGGUGCAGACUACAGGUGCAGACUACAGGUACAGACUACAGGUACAGACUACAGGUACAGACUACAGGUACAGACUACAGGUGCAGACUACAGGUACAGACUACAGGUACAGACUACAGGUACAGACUACAGGUACAGACUACAGGUGCAGACUACAGGUACAGACUACAGGUACAGACUACAGGUGCAGACUACAGGUACAGACUACAGGUACAGAAUACAGGUACAGACUACAGGUACAGACUACAGGUACAGACUACAGGUACAGACUACAGGUACAGACUACAGGUACAGACUACAGGUGCAGACUACAGGUACAGACUACAGGUACAGACUACAGGUACAGACUACAGGUACAGACCACAGGUACAGACUACAGGUACAGACUACAGGUACAGACUACAGGUGCAGACUACAGGUGCAGACUACAGGUACAGACUACAGGUACAGACCACAGGUGCAGACUACAGGUACAGACUACAGGUACAGACUACAGGUACAGACUACAGGUACAGACUACAGGUGCAGACUACAGGUGCAGACUACAGGUACAGACUACAGGUACAGACCACAGGUACAGACUACAGGUACAGACUACAGGUGCAGACUACAGGUACAGACUACAGGUACAGACUACAGGUACAGACUACAGGUGCAGACUACAGGUGCAGACUACAGGUACAGACUACAGGUACAGACUACAGGUACAGACCACAGGUACAGACUACAGGUACAGACUACAGGUACAGACUACAGGUGCAGACUACAGGUACAGACUAUAGGUACAGACUACAGGUACAGACUACAGGUACAGACUACAGGUACAGACUACAGGUACAGACUACAGGUACAGACUACAGGUACAGACCACAGGUACAGACUACAGGUACAGACUACAGGUGCAGACUACAGGUACAGACUACAGGUGCAGACUACAGGUACAGACUACAGGUACAGACUACAGGUGCAGACUACAGGUACAGACUACAGGUACAGACUACAGGUGCAGACUACAGGUACAGACUACAGGUACAGACUACAGGUACAGAAUACAGGUACAGACUACAGGUACAGACUACAGGUACAGACUACAGGUACAGACCACAGGUACAGACUACAGGUACAGACUACAGGUACAGACUACAGGUACAGACUACAGGUGCAGACUACAGGUGCAGACUACAGGUACAGACUACAGGUACAGACCACAGGUACAGACUACAGGUACAGACUACAGGUGCAGACUACAGGUACAGACUACAGGUGCAGACUACAGGUGCAGACUACAGGUGCAGACUACAGGUACAGACUACAGGUACAGACUACAGGUGCAGACUACAGGUACAGACUACAGGUACAGACUACAGGUACAGACUACAGGUGCAGACUACAGGUGCAGACUACAGGUACAGACUACAGGUACAGACCACAGGUACAGACUACAGGUACAGACUACAGGUACAGACUACAGGUGCAGACUACAGGUGCAGACUACAGGUACAGACUACAGGUACAGACUACAGGUGCAGACUACAGGUACAGACUACAGGUACAGACUACAGGUACAGACUACAGGUGCAGACUACAGGUACAGACUACAGGUACAGACCACAGGUACAGACUACAGGUACAGACUACAGGUACAGACUACAGGUGCAGACUACAGGUGCAGACUACAGGUACAGACUACAGGUACAGACUACAGGUACAGACUACAGGUACAGACUACAGGUACAGACUACAGGUGCAGACUACAGGUACAGACUACAGGUACAGACUACAGGUACAGACUACAGGUACAGACUACAGGUGCAGACUACAGGUACAGACUACAGGUACAGACUACAGGUGCAGACUACAGGUACAGACUACAGGUGCAGACUACAGGUACAGACUACAGGUACAGACUACAGGUGCAGACUACAGGUACAGACUACAGGUACAGACUACAGGUACAGAAUACAGGUACAGACUACAGGUACAGACUACAGGUACAGACUACAGGUACAGACUACAGGUACAGACUACAGGUGCAGACUACAGGUGCAGACCACAGGUGCAGACUACAGGUACAGACUACAGGUGCAGACUACAGGUACAGACUACAGGUACAGACUACAGGUGCAGACUACAGGUACAGACUACAGGUACAGACUACAGGUACAGAAUACAGGUACAGACUACAGGUACAGACUACAGGUACAGACUACAGGUACAGACCACAGGUACAGACUACAGGUACAGAAUACAGGUACAGACUACAGGUACAGACUACAGGUACAGACUACAGGUACAGACUACAGGUGCAGACUACAGGUGCAGACUACAGGUACAGACUACAGGUACAGACUACAGGUACAGACUACAGGUACAGACCACAGGUACAGACUACAGGUACAGACUACAGGUACAGACUACAGGUGCAGACUACAGGUACAGACUACAGGUACAGACCACAGGUACAGACUACAGGUACAGACUACAGGUACAGACUACAGGUGCAGACUACAGGUGCAGACUACAGGUACAGACUACAGGUACAGACUACAGGUGCAGACUACAGGUACAGACUACAGGUACAGACUACAGGUACAGACUACAGGUACAGACUACAGGUGCAGACUACAGGUGCAGACUACAGGUACAGACUACAGGUACAGACCACAGGUACAGACUACAGGUACAGACUACAGGUGCAGACUACAGGUACAGACUACAGGUACAGACUACAGGUACAGACUACAGGUGCAGACUACAGGUGCAGACUACAGGUACAGACUACAGGUACAGACUACAGGUACAGACUACAGGUACAGACUACAGGUACAGACUACAGGUACAGACUACAGGUACAGACUACAGGUACAGACAGAAGGUACAGACUAA
Molecule: messenger RNA, 8010 nt
Organism: Knipowitschia caucasica
Lineage: Eukaryota; Metazoa; Chordata; Actinopteri; Gobiiformes; Gobiidae
Source: the annotation of a GenBank genome assembly